Messenger RNA from Colletotrichum destructivum, 834 nucleotides. RefSeq lists its product as uncharacterized. The transcript has a single exon. Bases 1 to 564 code for a protein of 187 amino acids. The record is from RefSeq and is a predicted model, not a curated record. NCBI's taxonomy places the organism in Eukaryota, Fungi, Ascomycota, Sordariomycetes, Glomerellales, Glomerellaceae.
AUGAGAGACGACUGUUGCCAGUUCCUUUCCGGUGUUGGACAUGGCGUCGUCGAUCGACACCUGCACUUCUUGCUUGGCAUCAGAGAUCUCCUGUGCGAGUGCGUCGCCGACGGUCUGGACCUGUCUCCGCGACGCUUUCGCGCGGAGGGUCUGCGCAAGGCUCUCGUGGGAAGCCUUCAGCGUGUCUUCCAGACUGAGAGUCUUGACAUGCGACAUCAUGGACGUCAUUGCCUCGUCUGUCCGCUUCUGCCCUGCGGUAAAGGGCUGCAUCAAGUGUUCGGUCAUUUUUUUGACCGAUUGGCCCGCCGCCGUGGCAUAGGCUUCCCGUCUCGCGACCUGCUUCUCGCGCUCGUCAAUCUUGACCGAGGACUUGCGGAGGUCGUCGAUGACGGCCUCCAGGUCUGCCAGUUUCUGUUCGAAAACAGCCGGGCCGCUGGCAUCGCCGCGCAGCCCCGAAAUCACCUCGGCGGCAUCUUGCAGAAGCCCGCUCACGCUUUCCGUUCCAUCCUUUUCAGGUUCCAUUGUCGCUGUUCGCUGUUGCGAUCUUGGUUGCGAUGGUGGUGAUGUAAUUUCUACAAGGAGGGAAAGUAGGAGGGGGACGCUUGGGCAGGUCCUGACGCGGCAAGAGCAUCGGCUUCUGUUGGAAGGUACUCGCCUUAGGCUCGUCACACUUCAAUGGAAGGAGCCUUCAACAGAGGCAUAGGCGACUACAUCUACAAGAAGCAGCCGGCCUUUGCUACGUAAUUAGAUGCAGAGACUCACUAACAUAGAAGCUUCAUUGACCUUAGAUGCAUAACUAGAGACGUUAGUAGGUAUAACGUAAGGGGAAUUAAC